AUGGGGGAUGUAAAGACAGAGCAGGAUCCAUGUGGAAGACACAGCCCUGACCGGGACCGUCCGAACAAAAUAAAUGUGUCCUACUUUACAGUGUCUGAUCUGAGGAUUGUGCUGCUGGGGAGGUCUGGAGAAGAGAAGAGUAAAGUGGGAAAUAUCAUCCUGAGGAGAGAGGCUUUAGAAACUGAGCCCUCCUUCUUUAAAGCAGUAAAGCAGCAGUGUGAGAGAGUUAGAGGACUGGUGGAUGGGAGACAUGUGACUGUGAUCAACACUCCAGACUUACUGCAUCCCCAGAUCUCUCAGUAUGACAUAGACAAGCAGAUGGAACUGUGUGUCUCUCUGUCAGACCCUGGGCCCCAUGUGCUUCUGCUGGUCCUGCAGCCUGGAAGAUUUACAGAGAAGGACGGAGACAGAAUGAGGAAGAUUCUGAAUGCUUUGGAUGAUCAGGCCUUUAAGUACACAAUGCUGGAGAGGAAGGUUCGAGAGCUGGAGGCCAGGCACAAGACUGAGCUGGAGGAGAAGAACCAGAAGAUCAGACUAUUACAAGAACGCAUUGACGGCACAUCACAGGGUGUUGAGGGUAAAGAUCAGAGCUCUGACUGUGUGAGGAUUGUGCUCGUGGGGAAGACAGGAAGUGGGAAAAGUGCCACAGGAAACACCAUACUGCAGAGGGAGGAGUUCCUGUCUGAGACCAGUACGACAUCAGUGACUACCUGCUGUCAGAAAGGAGUAGGGGAAAUAGCUGGCAGGCGUGUUGCUGUAGUUGACACACCGGGUCUCUUUGACACAUCAGUAUCUAAUGAGGAGGUCCAGCAGGAAAUAGCCAAAUGCAUCUCCUAUUUGGCCCCAGGACCUCAUGUAUUUCUCCUGGUGCUACAGCUCGGGAGAAUCACAAAGGAGGAGAAGGACACAUUGCAGCUCAUUAAGAGUACCUUUGGAAAAAAGGCUGAAAUGUUCACCAUUGUCAUGUUCACAAGAGGAGAUGAUCUUAAAAAUAAAUCCAUUGAAAGUUACCUUCAAAAAGGUGACCCUACAAUCCAGAAUCUGAUUGAAGUCUGUGGAAAGAGGUUUCAUGUCUUCAAUAAUAAUGACAUGCCCAACAUCACCCAAGUGUCUGAGCUGUUGGAUAAGAUAGACACGAUGGUGCAGAAGAACGGAGGAGGCUGCUACACCAAUGAGAUGUUCCAGGAGGCAGAAAUGACCAUAAAGAAAGAAUGUGAGAGAAUACUGAGAGAGAGAGAGGGAGAGAUGCAGAGAGAGAAAGAGGAGCUGCAGGCAAAACAUGAAGAUGAGAUGAAAGAGAUGAAGAGAAGGAUGGAGGAACAGAGACUUAAAGAAGAGGAAGAAAGAGCCCAUCGGGAAAAAGAGCUGAAAGAAAAAGAAGAACAUUUAAGGAAAGAGCGUGAGGAGUGGCAGAAAAAAGAGGAGGAGGAAAAAGAAAGAAGAGAUGAGGAAGAGAAAAAGAGGAAGGAAAUACAAGAAUUGGAAGAGGAGCAGGAGAGGAGAAACCGCGAGGAGAGAGAAAGAAGGGAGUGGGAACAGAGAAUUAAAGAGGCAGAGAAAGAGAAGAAAGAGAUACAGGAAGACAUGAAGAAAAGGGCUAAGGAAUGGGAACUGGAAAGGAAAAGGGAACAAAAAAGAAAAUACAAGGAGGAAAAGAAAAGGAACUCCUGA
This is a messenger RNA of Conger conger (European conger), 1671 nucleotides long. RefSeq names its product GTPase IMAP family member 4-like. Lineage: Eukaryota; Metazoa; Chordata; Actinopteri; Anguilliformes; Congridae. The record is from RefSeq and is a predicted model, not a curated record. The transcript has 7 exons. Bases 1 to 1671 code for a protein of 556 amino acids. Gene Ontology annotation, molecular function: GTP binding.